CGGGAACUUAACCACCACAACAAGCACUUUUCCAGCUCGGGUUAUUGAUUUAGACUGACAAAGACGUAGUUAUAUGUGAGAGAAACGCUGGAACUCAUAUUACAGAGAGAGAACCAUGUGAAAUCACAAGGCAUCAGCACCGGUUCGGGACCGCGCGAGGCACAUUCGAUUUCCCACAAAACUUCUUCACUCUCUCUACCCGCUCAUCUCUCAUCUCACACUCAACCCCCUUGUCAUCAUAUCUCGCUCACUCACACGCCAAACUACAUGAUGACAUCCACGCCAUUAAGUACGGUCGCCAAGGAGGCCGCAAAGAACGCCGCUGCCUUCACGGCGGGCCGCGCCGCCUUCAAGCCGCGCUUGACCUACGACGUGUCCCCCAACAUCCCGCGCUCCUUCUUCCUCGGCCACCACCACGCCGGCCUUGCCCGCAUGCGCCAGACCCUGUCCACCAUCGGCCUGAUCAUCGAGUGCCGCGACUUCCGGGUACCCAUCACCUCCUGGAACCCGCUCCUCGAGCAGUCCCUGGCCGCCUCGUCCGCCUCCGAGCGCGCCCGCAUCAUCGUCUACACCCACCGCGACCUGGGGCCCGACGACCACCCCCCCGUGUCCGUCUCCUCCACCGCCGCCCGCCACCUCCGCGACUUCCACCUGCGGCACAACCACGCCGUCGAGGUGCUCUUCACCGGCACCGGCCCUUCCUACAAGUCCCCGACCGGCGCCCUCCUCUCCGCCGUCAAGCGCGUCGCCCGCGAGCGCGACAGCCUGACGGGGCUGCGCGCCCUCGUCGUCGGCAUGCCCAACGCCGGCAAGUCGACGCUGCUCAACGCGCUGCGCCGGCGCAGCGGCAUCGGCAGGCCCGCCGCCGCCGCCGCCGCCCCCAAGGUGGCCCGCACCGGCGCCAACCCGGGCGUCACGCGCAAGCUGAGCUCGCCCGUGCGAAUCGUGCCGCCCGAGACGCCCGACGACCCGUCGCUGCGCGGCGUCGGCGAGGGCGUCUUCGUCGUCGACACCCCGGGCGUCUUCAUCCCGUACGUCUCCGACCCGGAGAAGAUGCUCAAGCUGGCGCUGGUGGGCUGCGUCCGCGACGGCAUCCUGCCGCGCGAGACGCUGGCCGACUACCUGCUGUACCGGCUGAACCUGGACUACGGCACCGGCACCGGCGCCGGCGGCGAGCCCGCGUACGUCGCCCGGCUGGGCAUGGACGGGCCGACCAACGACGUGACCGAGUUCCUCGAGGCCGUCGCGAGGCGCCUCGGCAAGUUGGCCAAGGGAGGCCGGGCCAACUACGACGCGGCGGCCGAGUGGGCGGUGCAGGAAUGGAGGAGCGGCGGGCUCGGGAAGGCCCUCUUGGACGAGGUCACUCCCGAGUCGCUGGCGGCGGCCAUGGAGGAGGCCAGGGAGACGGCGUUGAGCAUGAAUCAGGCCAGGAAGAAGGACAAACAGGCUAGGAAGGCGAGGAACGAAGCCAAGAGAUUGGGUAUCUCGGACGCUGAUGAAGGGGAUUAGAUUAGCAAGCAAGCAAGCAAGGGGAAGAGCGGGAUCUGCGGAGGCUCACUUUCUUGCGUACUAUUAUGGAUGUAAUAUUAAAAAUUGGAUUCUGUUCGGCCCGGGUUGAAUGAAAGCUUGGCCACAUACAAGCUUCAAAGAUGGCUCCCAUGACGGACGGACAAGCCUCUUUUCUUCGCGACUCAGUAUGAAAGCAGUUUAUUAGCCCCCCCCCCCUGUGAAUACAGAUCGGAAACCAAAGUAAAAACGGCCAAGACGAAAAAGGAUAUCCC
Thermothelomyces thermophilus ATCC 42464 is the source of this 1781-nucleotide messenger RNA. RefSeq lists its product as uncharacterized. Gene Ontology annotation, cellular component: mitochondrion. The record is from RefSeq and is a predicted model, not a curated record. The transcript has a single exon. Bases 271 to 1509 code for a protein of 412 amino acids. NCBI's taxonomy places the organism in Eukaryota, Fungi, Ascomycota, Sordariomycetes, Sordariales, Chaetomiaceae. Gene Ontology annotation, molecular function: GTPase activity; GTP binding.